This is a messenger RNA of Pistacia vera, 633 nucleotides long. RefSeq names its product protein GAST1-like. The coding region runs from base 210 to 488 and encodes 92 amino acids. The transcript is spliced from 4 exons. NCBI's taxonomy places the organism in Eukaryota, Viridiplantae, Streptophyta, Magnoliopsida, Sapindales, Anacardiaceae. The record is from RefSeq and is a predicted model, not a curated record.
CCCUAUUGCAUAGCCAUAUUGUUGUACAAUAGCAUGUGCCUUUGCUGGGGGGCUUAGCUAUAUUCCAAAACACAACAUUUAAUGUGUCCUUUGCACUGGUGAAAAGGAUUGAAUACCUAACUAUUUAAGCCCAUUUAAUCUUAAACAGGUCGUAGCUUGAUCCUUUUAACAUUGUAUCAAAGCUAAAGGUCUCGUGUUCUUCGUUUGUAAUGCAGGCUACUACUGUAGAAGGUGUAAGUUCUGAGCUAAAGGCACAAAGCAACCAUGGAAUGUAUGGCACCACACCAGGCAGCCUUCAUCCUCAGGAAUGUGCUCCAAAAUGCACAUACAGAUGCUCAGGCACAGCAUACAAGAAACCAUGCAUGUUCUUCUGCCAAAAAUGCUGUGCAAAGUGUCUGUGUGUGCCCUCUGGAACCUAUGGCAACAAGCAAACUUGCCCUUGCUACAACAAUUGGAAGACCAAGAGAGGAGGCCCCAAAUGCCCUUGAUUAAUUAUUCACUAAUUAAUUAAUUUAAUGUUUCUAAUCAUUAAUUAAUUAGGUUAUUAUUUUGCUUAAUUUGUAGCCAUUUUGGCAUUUUGUUCUCUUAUGUGCUCUCCCUAAGCAAUGUGCAAUUCAAAUAUUAGUUAAUUUA